AUGGCUCUUAUUCAGGGUCUGUUGACAUUCAGGGAUGUGGCCAUCAAGUCCUCCCAGGAGGAGUGGGAAGACCUGGACCCCAUUCAGAGGAUUUCAUACAGGGACGUGAUGUUGGAGCAAGGAGGAGAGCUCUCGAGUAUGGGUGGCCAAGUGAAAGUAUCCAAAAACUCAGAUGCGUGGGAAUAUGUCAAAGGUGUGACCACAGAUACCUCUCCCAAAUCUAUCAUCAAGGAAUUUCCACCAAAAAGAAAAAGUGAUACGGGAGAAAUGUUCCAGACAAAAUCAAAUCUUAUAAGUCAUCAGAGAAUUCAUGCAGGUGAGAAACCAUACCCAUGCAGUGCAUGUGGAAAAGUCUUCAAUCAUAUUUCUGAUCUGGCUCAACAUCAGCAAAUUUAUGCUGGAGAAAAGCCAUUCAAAUGUAAUGAAUGUGGCAAGGUUUUGGGUCACAAGUCAUACCCAGCAAAUCAUCAGAGAAUCCAUCCUGGAGAGAACCCAUACACAUGUAAUGUAUGUAGCAAGGCCUUCAAUCAAAUUUUAAACCUUGUGAACCCUCAUAGACUUCACACUGCAGCGAAACCUUUCAAAUGUAAUGAAUGUGGCAAAGUCUCCAGUCAUUCCUACCUUGCACAACAUCUGAUAAUUCAUGUGGGAGAAAAACCUUAUAGAUGUAGUGAAUGUGACAAAGUCUUUAACCAUAUUUCACACCUUGCACAACAUCGUAGAAUUCAAACAGCAGAGAAACCUUGCAAAUGUAAAGAAUGUGGUACAGUGUUUAGGCGUAAUUCAUAUCUUGCAGAACAUUUGAUGACUCAGACUGGAGAGAAACUGAAAUGUAAUGACUGUAGCAAAGUAUUCAGUCACAAUUCCCACCUUGCAUGUCAUCAUAGAAUACAUGCUGGAGAAAAACCUUAUAAAUAUAAUGAAUGUGGAAAGGUCUUCAGUCAAAACUCACAUCUUUCAUGUCACCAAAGAAUUCAUACUGGAAAGAAACCUUACAGAUGUAAUGAAUGUGGCAAAGUGUUCAGUCUAAACUCAUCUCUGGUACAUCAGCAGAGAAUUCAUACCUGA
This is a messenger RNA of Fukomys damarensis (Damara mole-rat), 1068 nucleotides long. RefSeq names its product zinc finger protein 83-like. The record is from RefSeq and is a predicted model, not a curated record. Gene Ontology annotation, molecular function: DNA-binding transcription repressor activity, RNA polymerase II-specific. Lineage: Eukaryota; Metazoa; Chordata; Mammalia; Rodentia; Bathyergidae. Gene Ontology annotation, biological process: negative regulation of transcription by RNA polymerase II.